Messenger RNA from Peromyscus maniculatus bairdii (prairie deer mouse), 5765 nucleotides. RefSeq names its product Rho GTPase activating protein 31 (gene Arhgap31). Gene Ontology annotation, molecular function: GTPase activator activity. Gene Ontology annotation, biological process: small GTPase-mediated signal transduction. Gene Ontology annotation, cellular component: lamellipodium. The record is from RefSeq and is a predicted model, not a curated record. NCBI's taxonomy places the organism in Eukaryota, Metazoa, Chordata, Mammalia, Rodentia, Cricetidae.
GGGGCGGCCCUGGGCGAUCGCUGGACUCGCAGACCCGCCUCGGUAGAGCACGAUCUCUCCCCCUAGCCCCGCUCCGCUCAACCCACCCACUUACUUCCUUCGACUGCACACACACACACACACACACACACACACACACACACACACACACACUCAGAGCUGCCAAAAAUUUCCAACCUCCGCCCCCCUCCCGAGCUGACUUCCUUCCAGCGCUUCCUGAGCUGGACGAUCCUGGGAUUUGUAAGACAGGAAAAAAAAAAAGGGACGGCGCGAGGGCGGGCGACGGGACGGGAUGCUGGCUGUUCGGGGUCCCCCAGCGGUCUGAAGGCUGAGCAAGAGUGCGGGCCUAAGGGCGGAGCACACUCACAGCCCCGGGGCGGUCCCCUCGCCGCCGCGCCCCGGCCCCUGCUCCUCGCAAGGCUCAGCGGAGAAGCGCGGGGAAAACGCCGCCGCGGGAGCCAGAGUAGGGAGGUGACACCCGCCCGGGGCGGUGCACGGCCGGAUCUGCGCGCCCAUGCCGACCCGCGGCGCCGCUCUGCCCCGGUGACCCGACCCCGAAACCCUCGUCAGCGGUGCGGAGCAGAGAGCGGAGACGGAGGGGCAGCCUCUGUGGGACUAACUCAUGAAGAACAAGGGUGCCAAGCAGAAGCUGAAACGAAAGGGAGCCGCCAGUGCGUUUGGAUGUGACCUGACGGAGUAUCUGGAAAGCUCGGGACAGGAUGUUCCAUAUGUGCUGAAGAGCUGUGCCGAGUUCAUAGAGACUCACGGCAUUGUCGAUGGCAUCUAUCGUCUCUCAGGCAUCACCUCAAACAUCCAGCGGCUAAGGCAAGAGUUUGGCUCAGAUCAAUGUCCAGAUCUGACAAGGGAAGUGUACCUCCAAGACAUCCACUGUGUGGGCUCCCUGUGCAAGCUCUACUUCAGGGAGCUGCCCAACCCCCUCCUGACCUACGAGCUCUAUGAGAAGUUCACGGAAGCAGUGUCUCAUUGCCCGGAAGAAGGACAGCUAGCCCGAAUCCAGAAUGUUAUCCAGGAGCUGCCCCCACCCCAUUAUAGGACCUUGGAAUACCUGAUUCGACACCUGGCCCACAUCGCCUCAUUCAGCAGCAAGACCAACAUGCAUGCCAGGAACCUGGCCCUGGUGUGGGCCCCAAACCUCCUCAGGUGUAAAAAGAUCGAAGCCACUAUUUGCAACGGAGACGCAGCCUUUCUGGCAGUCCGGGUCCAGCAGGUGGUGAUUGAGUUCAUACUGAAUCACGCCGAUCAAAUCUUCAACAGUGGUGCUCCAGGGCCUCUGCAGCAGGAUGAGAGCCGUAUCAUCACAAAGAGCCUGACCUUGCCAGCCCUGUCCCUGCCCAUGAAGUUGGUAAGCCUGGAGGAGGCUCAGGCCCGGAGCCUGGCGACAAACCACCCUGCUCGAAAGGAGAGACGAGAAAACAGCCUGCCUGAGAUUGUCCCUCCCAUGGGCACCCUCUUCCACACAGUCCUUGAGUUACCAGACAACAAGAGAAAGCUUUCCAGUAAAUCAAAGAAGUGGAAAUCAAUAUUUAACCUGGGGCGGUCUGGAUCGGACUCGAAAUCCAAGCUGAGCAGAAAUGGGAGUGUGUUCGUGAGAGGGCAGAGGCUUUCGGUGGAAAAGGCUACUAUCCGACCAGCUAAAAGCAUGGACUCACUGUGUUCAGUGCCUGUGGAAGGCAAAGAAAACAAAGGGAAUUUCAAUCGAACAGUCACCACUGGUGGAUUUUUCAUUCCAGCCACAAAAAUGCACACGGGCAGCGCCGGCAGCUCCUGUGACCUCAGCAAGGAGAGUGAAUGGGGUCAGGAGGGGAUGCCGGCUGGGGCCGAGGGGGGCUGUGAGGUGGGCGGUCAGAUCCGGCCCCUGCCUGAGCAGCUGAAGGUGUUCCGACCCAUCGGAGACCCUGAGAGCGAGCAGUCCGCCCCGAAGCUCCUGGGGAUGUUCUACACCUCCAACGACAGUCCCGGCAAAUCCGUGUUCACCAGCAGCCUGUUCCAGAUGGAGCCCUCACCGCGCCACCAGCGAAAGGCGCUCAACAUCUCCGAGCCCUUCGCGGUUUCCGUGCCCCUCCGCGUGUCUGCGGUCAUCAGCACCAACAGCACCCCGUGCAGAACGCCCCCCAAAGAGCUGCAGUCUCUCUCCAGCCUAGAAGAGUUUUCUUUCCAAGGUUCAGAAAGCGGAGGGUGGCCAGAAGAGGAGAAGCCUCCGGGAGCUGAGUCUUUUCCAGCCUCAGUCGCUAAGAAGGCAGCUCCUGAGGACACCGUGCCAGAACCCGAAGCCCUGGGGCCAGCAGAAUGUAGCCAAGGCCCUUCCCUGGUCCCGGGUACCCAAGCGGAGAAGAAAUCCUUGGAAAUAUCCCUGGGCUCUCAACUUUCAAGGGAAUCCGAGAAGAGGCCAAAUGCAGAGGAGGUGGUGGAGGACAGCCAGGGGGCUGGCCAGCUGAAGACAACCGCUCCACAAGAGAGCCUCAGGGCCAGGACCGAAGCGAUGCUUCUCCAUGAGAUGGAUGAAGAUGACCUAGCUCACGCCCUGAUCUGGCCGGAGAUUCAACAGGAACUGAAAAUCAUUGAAUCGGAGGAGGAGCUCUCGACAUUGCCACCCCCUGCCCAGAAGACAAGCCCAAAGACUGAGUCAGGUCCAGCCCCAUUUCCCCUCCCAGAGGCGUCUGGGAGCUUGCCCUGUGGCUCUACAUCUCUGGAAGUAUGGACUAGGGACUCAGCCAAUCAGAGCACACAGGAGGCUGCCAUCCUCAGCAAUAGAGAGAAGCUGGAGCCAGUCUGCAGCCUCCCUGGGUCAAAGCCCGAGCCGGGGUUCAGCCCAGACCCAGCCAGUCUAGCGCCUCUGCAAAUACUUCUGUUUGAGAAGGUGUCUUCUCCAGCUCGGAUAGAGCUAGGAGGCCCGAGAAAUCUCUCUCCUCCACUUCCUCCUGCUCCUCCCCCUCCAACCCCUCUGGAGGAGGAGCCUCGGGUCUUGGUGUCGAAGGAAGGUUCUGAAAGAGAAGAUGCAUCUGGGGAUUCCAGGACAGAUCCCUACACAGAGCAGCCCAAACCCAAAGACAACCCUGGCAUCCCUAGCCUCUGUCAGAGAGAGGAGACCAUCGCAAGCCCCAACGAGAAGCAAAAUGCAAAGCAUGCUGUCCCUGAGAGCAAAGGCCCUGGUCUUCCAAGCCCUACAAAGGAGGUGGAAGUCGCCCCACAAGAAGAGGGGGACGCCCCCCACGCAGCCCAAGAGCCUUCGGACUGUGACGAAGAUGACACUGUGACAGACGCUGCUCAGCAUGGCCUGGAGAUGGUAGAGCCGUGGGAGGAGCCCCAGUGGGUGACCAGCCCUCUUCAUUCCCCCACCCUGAAAGAAGUGCAGGAGUCCCAGAUGCAGUGCCCCCAGGGCCACCGAUUGGAGAGGAGGCUUUGCCACAGGCCCAGCCUUCGCCAGAGCCAUUCUCUAGACAGCAAAACCACUGGUCAGAGCCACUGGACCCUCGAGGUUCCCUUCUCCAGCAGUUGUGCUAAUCUUGAAACAGAGAAGAAUUACGAGCCUGUGCAGCCCCCGGCAGCCAGGAACAAGACUGCUGGGUGGGAGGAAAAAGCCCUGAAAGCCUUCAGGGAGUUCUCUGGCCUGAAAGGGUUAGAGGUUCUUCCCAGCCAGAAGGGACCAUCUGGUAUACCGCCCAAACCAGGUGACGCCAACUUCAUCAGUCCGACCGAGGGAAAGGAGCAGGGACCGCAGCUGGGACUCAGCAACUCUCAGAUGAAACACAGUGAUGUCCCUGAGCCAGAGCGCAGCAUGGAGAGUUCACCUAGAGCUCAAGACAGCACCGCACCUGGGGAGCACCCCCUAAAGUCACAGCUCAAGAGCACUGAGUGUGGGCCCUCAAAGGGGAAACACAGGCCUUCUUCCCUCAACUUGGACUCGGCCACUCCCAUCACUGACCUCUUCCGGCUUGAGAAUGGAGCUUCGUUUAGUUCACCCGGAAUAGAGCUCUCUGAACUAGGAGACACCAAGGUCACCUGGAUGACCUCCUCUCACGGUAAAGCGGCCCCCUGGAACUCCCAGGACAUCCAGGACCUGGACAUUGUUGCCCAUGCUCUGACAGGCCGCCGGAAUUCGGCUCCCGUGAGCGUGUCAGCUGUGAGAACCUCCUUCAUGGUCAAAAUGUGUCAGGCCAAGGCUGUCCCUGUCAUCCCGCCCAAGAUUCAGUACACACAGAUCCCACAGCCCCUGCCCUCUCAGAGCGCAGGAGAAGGUGGGGCUCAGACUCCAGAGAGGAAGCGGGAAGAACCUGGUCCAGCCACCGAGACCCCUCAGAAACCCACCAAAGAUGAUUCUCCCUCCUCCCUGGAAAGCCCAGAGGAAGAGCAACCAAAGCAAGAGGCCGGAGCCUUUGCAUCGCAGAGGAAGGGUAGCACCACACCCUGCAUGUCUGAGGGGCCCUUCUGCUCUCCAGAACCAGGGGUAUCCAGUCUGCUCUCCCCACAGGAUGCAACGGGGCAAUGCAGAAAACGCACAUCAGAGACAGAGCCGUCAGGAGACAACGUCCUUUCUUCAAAACUGGAGCGAGCGUCUGGGGGUCCUAAGCCUUUCCACAGGUCAAGGCCAGGAAGACCUCAGAGCCUAAUCUUAUUCCCCAUCAUGGACCACCUGCCCUCCUCAUCCACCAUGAUAGAUUCCAAGGUUCUGCUGUCCCCUAUCAGAAGCCCCACUCAGACAGUGUCCCCUGGCCUUCUCUGUGGGGAACUGGCAGAAAACACGUGGGUCACACCAGAAGGGGUUACACUUAGGAAUAAAAUGACCAUCCCUAAGAAUGGCCAAAGACUAGAGACUUCAACCAGCUGUUUUUACCAGCCCCAGCGGAGAUCUGUGAUUCUGGAUGGAAGAAGUGGGAGGCAAAUAGAGUGAGGCUGGUGGACCUGCUGGUGUCUGCAGAAACGGCGGGUUCAUCUGGAAGUUACUACAGGACCAACUGGCCAUCUGCCAGCCACAGGUUAUCUAAAUCGGGGCUUAUUUUGGCCUCUGACUAAGCCCCUCUCUCCCACUUCCCCCACCUCUGUCUUUGACCAUACAUGAGUCCAUUUGCCAGAAGAGUGGUCAAGACAGGGACCAAAAAGUGAGAUUUAAGUAAGUCCACAGAAGCAAGUUGGGAAGGUAGGCAGGGGAAGAGGAUGGAAUGCUUGCCUCGGAUAGCAACCGGGGCUCGUCUGUGAGUCACAUUAUUCCUCCAUUGCCAUUAUCUAUUGCUGUCAAGAGCUGGCUGUGUUAGUAUUCCUUGAGAGAAAGAAAAAUCCUUUACCUGAGUCAGAAAAAUCUUCCUGUUACGAUUGAAGGUGUCAUUGUGCUUUUUUAUGCUCUUUAAAGUAUGUGUUCUUUUAGACCAGUUUUCUAAUAAGCUCUGUAAAAGUGUAUUGCCCCCAGAUAGAAGCAGAUCUGAAAAUGCAAACUAACGUGCACUUAAGAUAUCCAGGUCGGGGGACUUCCUUGUGCUCUCUCCCUGGAGUGGCUGCAAACCUGUCCGAGGUGAUCCAUGAAGUCAGGAUUGGUACCACCCACGAACGCUUCCUGGUGCUGGCUUUAUUGUGACUCCACCUGCCACUGUGCUGAACUCGGAUUACCAAAUCCAGCAGCUUGGCAGACUGAGGACAGUGCCAGGACUGGGGAGUCAUAUAGGUGUGCAGGAGUGACGUGUCUGCUUUCUUGACAGUACCUGAAUCCAACUGCCACAUGUCACAGGAAAAGCCUCACAGCAAGGCACAACUUC